AUGUCAGAACCAUUCUAUGUCCUUGAGCGGCCUUGUGUCUUGGGUGAAGGACCAAUUUACCGCCAUUCAGACUCCACUUUACACUACGUAGAUUGCUUAUCAAACCCACCCCAACUUCAUAUUUUGGACAUCGAUCCAGAUACUGGAGACGCCAGGUAUCCACACACCACAGAUUCCUCAAAAACAAACAAAAAUGUCAGCAGGAAAGGUCUCAAAGUAAUUGACUUGGAAGAUAGCGUUACGGUGCAAUUUUUCAGAAAGAACAAACCCAAGUCUUAUAUUUGUGCUUACUACCAAGGAAUUGCAUUUAUGGAUGAAGAAACCGGCAAGCUAGAGGUAUUGAAGGAGAUAAUCCCCAGGUCUGAGCGUCAUAUCAGACGUUUUAACGACGGCGGUGUCGAUUGCAAAGGUCGUUUUUGGGCAGCAGAAAUCGAUGUCAAAGGCUUAUCUUACGGCGCCAAAAAGUUACCUGCGGAUCAUGGUGAGCCGUUGGGAAGACUCUGGCGCUACGAUCCCGAUGGUACCUUGACUCUAAUGGAGUCUGGGUUAGUUUGUGGAAAUGGUUUGGCUUGGAGUCCCGAUAAUACAAAAAUGUACUUGAACGAUUCAGCCGCGCAGAAAGUAUAUCGCUACGAUUUUGACGCUGAAACUGGGUCAAUAACCAACAAAGAACUUUUUAUUGAUACUAGUGAAGGUCCAUGUGAGCCAGACGGAAUGGUUUCAGAUACCGAGGGAAAUUUGUGGGUAGCCAUGUUUAACGGUUCUUGCGUUAAGGUGUACAAUCCAGAAGGAAAAGAAUUCAAGACUAUUUGGUACAAGAGCAAGUGUAUGGCUUGUACUACAUGGGGAGGAAAGAAUAAUGAUAUUCUCUUUGUUGUGAGUGCUUACAACAAGGAAAAUCUUAAAGGAGACUUGGGUGGGCAUUUGUUCAGGACUAAGACCAGUGCAAGAGGAACAUUUAAAUAUGAAUUUGCUGGAUAA
Meyerozyma guilliermondii ATCC 6260 is the source of this 981-nucleotide messenger RNA. Its product is annotated as SMP-30/gluconolactonase/LRE family protein. Gene Ontology annotation, biological process: L-ascorbic acid biosynthetic process. The coding region runs from base 1 to 981 and encodes 326 amino acids. Gene Ontology annotation, molecular function: calcium ion binding; gluconolactonase activity. The transcript has a single exon. Lineage: Eukaryota; Fungi; Ascomycota; Pichiomycetes; Serinales; Debaryomycetaceae. The record is from RefSeq and is a predicted model, not a curated record.